AAGGGUUAAAAGUUUAAUUUUGACAUGUUCUGAUUUUCACAUGACAUUUUUUUUUAACUACCAUUACUAACAUUUUUACUCGUCCAGUGUUGAAUUUGGGAUGUUAAACCCUAAAACGAUUCGGCCUCGAGCUCCUAUUCAUUCGUACGGGAUCAAAUCCAGACGGAACUUUAUCACAUGAGCGGAUGUGCUGCGGCGGCGAGCAGCAGCAGCAGGGCGGGGAGAGGAGAGGAGAGGAUAGGAGAGGAGAGUAGUGGAGAGUAGUGGAGAAAACAGGGAGGCCCAGGAGUGGUGGAGCUUCUCCUGACGGGACCGUGGCUCCCACGGCUGGGAUGUGAACGGCAGCAUGAGUGUGAAGGCUUUCGAGCUGGUCUCCGCCGUGGAGCGGGAGCAGUUGAUGGGCGAGAAGGUGCGCAUCACCAUCGAGUGCAUCGAAUGCUGCGGGCAGCACCUGUAUGUGGGCACCACCGACUGCUUCAUCUAUCACUUCUUGUUGGAGGAGCGCACCACGACCAAAGGCAGGCUGGCCUACAGCAGCCAGAAGCUCCUACAGAAGUAUCUGGGUCUGAAGAAGCCUGUGGCCGAGCUCAAGGCUGCCUCAGCUUUGGAGCGCCUCAUCGUCCUGUGUGAUGCCACUAUCACCUUAGUGGACAUGGUCACUCUAGAGCCCGUACCCUCCGGCGGGGCCAAACUGAAAGGUGUGACCGCAUUUUGUAUCAAUGAGAACCCGGUAACUGCUGACCCGUUCUGCGCGGAGAUGGCGGUGGUGUCGGCGCGACGGCGGGCGGUCCAGAUCUGCACUGUGCACGAGGACCGUGUCCAGAUACUGAAGGAGGUGGCCACACCUGAGCAGCCCUGCGCCCUCAGCGUGGAUGGCUACUUCCUGUGUUUGGCUUUGCCCACACAGUACAUGAUCCUCAACUACAGUACAGGUGCCUCGCAGGACCUUUUUCCCUACGACAGCGAGGAGAGGAAGCCCAUCGUCAAGAGGAUCGGCAGGGAGGAGUUUCUGCUGGCUGCACCGGGUGGGCUUGGGAUGUUUGCUAACGCGGAGGGCAUAUCCCAGCGCGCCCCGGUGAGCUGGUCGGAGAGUGUGAUUGGGGCCGCCGUGUGCUUCCCGUACGUGGUGGCUUUGGACGAAGGUUUCGUGACGGUUCACAGCAUGUUGGAUCAGCAGCUGAAACAGACGCUCUCCUUCAGAGAAGGACACAUCCUGCAGGACUUUGAAGGGAAGGUGGUGUUGGCCUCCACAAAGGCAGUGUACGUGCUGGUGCCCCUGCCUCUGGAACAACAGAUCCAGGACCUGUUAGCAGGACAUCGAGUGGAGGAGGCGCUGACCCUCACAGAGGGGGCACAGAGAAACAUUCCCAAAGACAAGUUCCAGAUUUUGCACAAACGAAUUCUCCAGCAAGCAGGAUUCAUCCAGUUUGGACAGCUUCAGUUUUCAGAAGCAAAAGAGCAUUUUAGGAAGGGACAGCUGGACGUGCGAGAGCUGAUCUCCCUGUACCCGCUGCUCCUGCCCGCCUCGUCCUCCUUCACAAGGUGCCACCCUCCGCUUCACGAAUUCGCUGACCUCAACCACCUGGCACAGGGUGACCAGGAGAAGGUGCAGCGCUGCAAGCGCUUCCUCAUCAGCUACCUGCAUGAGGUGCGCAGUAGCGAGAGUGCCAAUGGCUUCCGCGAGGACGUGGACACGGCGCUACUGAAGCUCUAUGCUGAAAUAGGCCAUGAGAGCCUAUUGGACCUGCUGGCAUCUGACAACGCUUGCCUGCUGGCUGACAGUGCUCCUUGGCUGGAGAAACACAAUAGGUACUUUGCACUCGGGCUGCUAUAUCACUACAAUGGCCAGGAUGCUUCUGCUCUACAGAUGUGGGUUCGAGUUGUUAACGGCGACCUCCAGGACUCCACGCGUGCCGAUCUCUUCGAGUAUGUGGUGGACUUCCUCAGUUUCUGCUCUAACCUGGACCUAGUGUGGAAAUAUGCUGACUGGGCCCUACAGAAAGACCAAAAGAUUGGAGUCCAGAUCUUCACUAAGAGACCGAUCUCAAAAGAGACGACGGGGCAGCUGAAUCCAGAUGAGGUGAUCAAGUACCUAGAAAAGCACCAUCAGGCUCUAGUGCUCUACCUGGAACACCUGGUUCUAGAGAGGAGAGUGCAGAAAGAGAAAUACCACACACACCUGGCCGUGCUGUAUGCAGACCGCGUGUUGGGUCUCCUCUCGCGACCCUCAGCCACAGAGGAGCAGCUGUCCUCUGCCCGUGAGAAACUGCAGCGAUUGCUGAGAGAGUCCAACCUAUACAGGGUGCAGCUGCUGCUUGGUAAACUCCAGGACUCGGAGGUGCUGUUAACGGAGAGAGCGACGCUGCACGGCAAGCUGGAGGAGCACGACAAGGCUCUGCACAUUUUGGUGCACCAGCUGAAAAAUUCCACAGCCGCAGAGGACUACUGCACCUGGGCCUCAGAAGACCAUGACCCAGCCCACCGCCAGAAGCUUUUCCACCAGCUUCUGAGCGUAUAUUUGGACCCAGAUGUGCCGGGCGGGGCACAGACCAUGGAGGCCGUAGACUUGCUCAACCGCCACGCUGACGUUUUUGAUGCCGUGCAGGUUUUGGAACUCCUCCCGGAGGCGUGGUCUCUAACGUUGCUCCGUCCUUUCCUGUGCGGGGCACUGAGGGCCAAUAUACAUGCCCGCCGCACUUCCCAGGUUGCACUGGGGCUGGCCCGAGCUGAGAACCUGCAGCUACAACAUGACAGGCUAAAGUAUCGGGGCGGCCCAGUCUUUGUGUCGGAAAAGAGGGGAUGCCAGCUGUGCCACAACACUUUCAGGGAGCCUGACUGUGUUUGCCUGCCGGGCGGCACACCCGUCCACACUCUCUGUGCUGCUCGGAGGCUACAGGACUCGCCCACAAAGCGCCGGCUAGACCACGCCCACACCAGCAACCACACAUGAACCUAGCAGGACAUGGGCAUCAGUGCAGGGUCAUCUAUUGCUGAUCCCAGGCGUGGACGGCUGAGAGCAUAUGGGUGAAGACGGAUGGACGAAGACAGGCAGAGGGACGAGUGCACAGAUAACUUAUCUUGAGUAAGAGUACACAGCCCAGGACCCGUGCAACACAGACCACUUUACAGGUGGAUGUGUAUCUCUGUAAGAGGAGGAGAGAGUGAGUUAAUGUGUGGGAGAGUGUAUGAGAUGGUGUUUGUUUGCGUCCCCCCGUGUGUGUUCACAACACUGAUUGUGUUUAACUGGUUAAUGUAACAAUAUAACCAUCGUAUCUGAUGUAACCACAUAAGCAUCAGUUGUUGGCUUGGACACUGUCAAACAGGGCUGCACGAUAUGGACGUGAAAUAUGAUGUUCAGUAAAAGCUGUUGGAUAUCACAGCAAUAAUUUGUGAUAAAAUCAGUGGCAGAGACAGAUUUCUUUUCUUACAAACCUACACUGUAAAAAGUGGCUCAUCAGAUCUACGUAAAAAAAUACUUCAUAUGGUAACAAAUAAAUUAACCAGGUUUAUUCAGCUUAAAAAACUACGCUGAUUGAAAUAAUCGUUAAUUCAAAGUAUUUAUUUAGGUUGAAUAAAACUAGUUAAUUUACUUGUUGCCACAUGAAGUAAUUUUUUAGGUAGAUCUGAUGAGCAACUUUUUACAGUGUAACUAAACCUCUCCUAUAAGCAAAUAUCAAAAUGCAUAAUUAUAAAAGCACCAUUCACUAUUAGGCAAAAUAAAUACUGAUAGCUUCUUGCAUCAGAACUGCAAGCACAAUUUUUCUGCACUGUAAGGCUGAAAAACAGCUUUCCCUGAACAGCUUUCACUGUACAUUUUUUUUUUAUUUUAUAUAUAUGCCUAAAGAAAAGGAAUAAACAUAUAUUUCUUAAAAAGCUCCUUAUGGUGAUGCAGGUUUGUUGUGACAGUAGCCAUUACUGCUUCACAUGUUUUACACACAAACCCUGCAACUAUCAGUGUGUCCCAAUUCAGGGCUGAAUCCUUAGACCGCUUAGACCCGUGAAGGCUGAAGACGGUCUGCUCUACGGCUGAUUUCCUGUUUGUGUCACAGCACCACUGUUCCUGCCCUUACUGGUGCGGCACUAAACGCCACUCUUGUUAAGUUCUUUUAAAGUUUUUUAAAGAUGGAGCCAGAAACUUUUAUUUUAGUUGUUUAGUUUUUCAUUUGUUAGAGCUGGAGAUGCUUCACUGUUUUUUUCUUUUUUUGGUACACAUUUGUUUCGUCAGCUAUUCGCCUCAGUUUAAACCCAAUACUAAUAUUUAAAAGUGAACUCUUUAGCUGCCGUUCGCUUCUCUGUCAAUUCUCGAAUCCUUGCUGGCACUCAAUGAACCUCAGGUUAUGUUGGCUGGCGAAGGAUGCACCCGUUGGAUCCUUCGUUGCUGUGGAACAGGAGGACACAUUUCUCAGCCACAUAUGAAGGAGGCUUUGAAAUGGGACAGCCUAGCCGCGCCGCUGUGGCACAGUUGCCCUUCAAAUGCAGCCUCUGAAUUGGGACACACUGUAAGAGUAGCUUUUUUACAGGCUAGUAGUUGAGGAUGGAGUAGUUUUUGAGCUGUGCGCAUGUCAAACUGGCCAAAGUGCUGCGGAGAUCAGCGUUUACCCUCAUCUAACUCUCUAAACUCAGUUCAUGAAGGCCUUGCUAAUUAGCUGAUGGGCUGAAUCAGGUGUGUUUAAUGAGACAGCGUGCUGAAGUCUGCAGUGUUUUGGCCUGUUAGGACUGGAGCCUGACACAGUCAUGUGAUGUGAUGGAAUGUAAAGGGAUGUAAUUGGCUCAUUACCUAAAUUGUUAAGUUAAUUGCUCUCUGUGCUGGAGUGUUCAAGUCCAGCACAAAAGGCUGUAAUGCUACGUUCCAUCAGUCUAAUUACGUCACUCUGGUGCCAGUAAUUUCAUCACAGCCCUUAUCAAUGUGUUUAUUGUGGAAACUUCUAUUGCAAUACGAUAAUAAUAUGGCUUAUCGUGCAGCCCUGCUGUUAAAGUACUUGACUUAGUACAAUACCAUGUCAUGCCAGUUCAUUGCACUUCAGUGGUUGGUGUCUCAAAUGGUUUCAUACAAGCAAAAGCAAUUCUUUUACUCAAAAGGGUCUGUAUAUGCUGUAAGCAAAGUGCUUUGCUGUAAGGUUUUCGUUCAUGUAACACCAAAGUUGCUCUUCGUCUUUGCGUCCAUAGGGAAACCGGCAUGUAUUUGAGUAAUACAGAUUGUUCAGGCACCGUAUUUCUGUAUAAACAGAAACUGCUUUCUUGUACAUCUAUACAACAUUUAAUUACGGAAGUAAUCUGAAAUUUGGAUAAAAGGGAAUUGGAGAAAAUGUUCUCAUCUCAAGAACAAUGACUGAUUUGAACCACAGAUAUAUGAUAAGCAAGAAAGAUUUUUAAACAUCCUUAAAGAUCCUCUAAACUCUCCUGCCCGUUGGACAGUAAAUGGAAGACUGGCAGUGAUUUAAUUCUGCUUUUCUAACAGUCACAGGGCCAUUGUUGUCAUGAAAGUGGCUGGACUGAAGACGCGCUGUCCGAAAGCUUCUGUUGCCCGUUUAGCAUUGACGCCUGGUUGGUUUCCCCUCAUGCAUGUGGUCGAGUCGGGGUUUCCUUGUGUCUUAUGAAUGCUAAGCUGUGACUAAUUCUGAUCAAAAACGAUGAAGAAUAUUAUUUUUCUUACUGGAGCAUUGUGAUUUUUAGGAGUAGCAAAGGUCUUGGCGAGAUAACGACGUGCCACCUGAUACUUGAACACGUUUUCGGAAAUUAUCGCAUAUGCGUGUAGCUUAUGGAAGGCAUGAAGCAGCGUGAGAGUCCCAGGAUGGAGCUGCUGGAGAAGGUUCUCGCUAUCAAAUCUCAAGCACAGAAUAAACACUGCCUACAGGUUUAAUACUAAACUGACCUGAGAGGGUCCAGGAAAUGGUGGAGAUGUCCACCAGCUAAGAAAAAGACAAGGCUUACAAACUGUUCCAGAACCAGCUCUACACCAGAAGAGAAGAGCCUGGUUGAGAAUAUUUUAUUGGAUGUAGUCAUCUGCAGAUUUUAUUAUACAAAAAAUGAAGUAAACUGUCAUGCAUAAAAUGGACAAAAAUAGUAUGUGCACAGCAACAAAAGGGACAAUUAAAAUCAAACCUUCAGAUCUGUUAUUUUGUAUUCCAGCUUAUGUGCACUGUGAGGAUUUUGUUUAUUUGUGAAAUCUAGUGCCUGGGGUCUUUCUCACGAAGCAGCGCUUCCAGCUUUGCCAGCUACUUUUUAAGCUCAGCUCGAUCUCACUCAGAAUUUUCUGUGACGGUUUAUUACUUUUACUUUUGUUUUUUUAAUGGGAUGAAUCGCUUGUGGCACACCUAACCUCCAGGCCAAGCCAAGUUCAGGAUUACGGAUAACAAAACAGCUCUUGGACCAAUCAGGGACAGCCUUCUGACGGAGACGGACCCCUCCUCUCCAUUUUGGUCACUUUUUUUCUUUUUCCUCUGUGGUUUUCUGGCAUUAAUCACAUGGAAAAUUGAAAAUAUAAAUCAUACAACAUAGAUAAGAAUAUCUCUGCUGUCGGAACAAAACCUUGUAUCUCCAAAAUGGUAACCUAUUCUAUUUUUAAUGUAAGUCAAUGGAACCUUUCAAAUGGACUUUUUUCCAAGUCAUUUUGGGCCGUUUCUUUCGGUCCAUUCAUCGUGAAAUUUACACACAUCGUAAAGGGCAACAGACAUUUUCAAAUUAAAUCAAAAACUGAAAAAUGACAAAAAAUGAGAUACAAGGUUUUGUUCCGCCAGCAGCGAUAUAACAAAUUAUGACUCCAAUAAGCACCAAUGCUGUGGCUGAAUUGUGUUUAAGUGCUUUUCUUUCUGCAGAUUUACAUACAGUGUUCAAAAAUAGUUUUGGGACACUUCUAUCAUUUGUUUUAUUAGAAUUGUUAAAUUUGUUAAUGCAUUGUGGAAAGUGUGGAAAUUCAGCCCCCCAUUUUACUUCAAAGCAAAUGUUGGGACACUAAUCCAAAUGCACACGAUUCAAACCAGAGAUCUCCAACAGAUCAUCCAACACACCUGACUCUACGUAUCAUGCUCAAUUAAUGUCACAUCUCUUGGUAAUAAAAUGUCGGUUACAGAUGCACUGAAAAUUGUAAAAUUAAGAGAGAAAAAUGUACUGAAGACAUGAAGAUUCACUACGUGUUCAAAAGCUUUCCAGGCUCUAACCAUCCGAAAGAGAACGUCUCACAAGCCUGGUUGAGCAUGAGUUGUGCAAACUCUGCACUUCAUGCCUAGAAGACUUUUACCCGUCAACCAAAUAAAGAGCUAUGCAGCAAAAUACUAACCUAAGUACAAUACUAAACACUGACCUACAUAAAGGAAAGAGACACUAAUGCUUCAGUACUUCUUCUUGCCUUAUUAAUUAUCGGGAUCCUUUAAGUUUCAGUCAGAAAACGUGACUGGUUAUAACUUUUGUGAUGGAUAUGAAUUAAUAAAUGAUACGUUUAUCUUCGAAAGUAGUACAUAAACAAUACAUACAUUGUUUUCAGAGUGUCCCAACACUACUUUUGAGCACUAUAUAUAUCUGCCUUGACUUUAUAUUUCACAUGAUGGGCUGUUCUCCAUAAAUGUCACUCUUUUAUGUAAAGUUGCACAAAAGGAUUAAUCAUAGUUUGAGUAUUUAAACCUAGGAUAACAGUUGAAAGUGCUUCGUGAGACAGACCCCUCGUUUCUCCAAAGCAGUGUUAUGAUCACUUCAGGUGUUGGAGUGAACGUCAAUAGACAUCUAGCUUCACCUCUUAUGGCGAUCGUCAUGUCCGUGAUGUUUUUGAUUAACCAGGCCCUGAAUGUUUCGUCUGGACUUACCAAGCAGCUUUUAUCCCGGUCAUACAUGUAACCGAAUCUCCACUUGGCUCGCCCCGACUACCUAAAGACAACGUCCAACUACAGCCCUCUGCCCACUACUACCGCAGAUGGAGUUCUUGGUCCUUCUGUCCACUCAAGUAUUUUAUAAGUGCAUAUAUACCUGUGUGUACAUACUGUAUUUAUAAAUGUUUGUUGCUUUGUAAAUCAAUGCCUGUGUAGGUGGAAUGUACAAAAUGUAAAGACGUCCAUUUUAAUAAACAUGACUAUGCUUACA
This is a messenger RNA of Colossoma macropomum (tambaqui), 8070 nucleotides long. It is a transcript of the gene tgfbrap1, whose product is annotated as transforming growth factor, beta receptor associated protein 1. Gene Ontology annotation, cellular component: membrane; cytoplasm. The coding region runs from base 347 to 2950 and encodes 867 amino acids. The record is from RefSeq and is a predicted model, not a curated record. The transcript has 12 exons. NCBI's taxonomy places the organism in Eukaryota, Metazoa, Chordata, Actinopteri, Characiformes, Serrasalmidae. Gene Ontology annotation, biological process: autophagy; vesicle-mediated transport; intracellular protein transport.